CGUUUUACAUUCAAUUAUAAAUUUCAUAACCUUACAUUUUGCUCUGCAUUUCGCUUCAUUGUUCUUCACCACCAUCAUUACAUUUCGUGCUUGAUUUACAGCGGUAUUCACGAUUUUUAUCGCGAUAUUUGCUUUUUUCAAUGGAUUACAUACAUGGCUCAAUGAAACAAUGAAUGCCUUACAAUAUCUAUGACUACUGAUCAAUCAACUCCAAUCACAAUUAAGAAACAUCACAGGGAUCUUCAGUAUCACUAACCACUCUUAAAACGUUCAACUACUCUACAUUUAUGCAGGCAGACAAAUGCAGGUACAUGUUACAGAACAAUGGCUGAAUGGUUUGAGGAACUCAAUUCCAAUGAUCCAGGAAUUGUUGAAGAGGCAAAACAAAGGUUCAGUGAACAAUUUAGUGCAGUAAAAGAGCCAUGGCUUGUCAAUGGACUUUAUGAUCAUUAUAUGAAAACAAAUUCAGUCAGAGUUCUGGAAAUAUUGAUAAAUGUGCCAGAAUCACAUCAUGACUAUCUUUUUAAUAAAUUACAUGAUUCACUUGUUAGGGGUGCUACUAAUAGUAAGUUUCAAGCAUUAAAUCUGCUCGGCCAUGUCGUCCGAAAGCAUCCAACGUGGCUGUUUAAGAUUACUGAGAAGGCGUUAUUUAGGGAGUUGUUAAAGCUAUUGAAGACUGAAAAUGAUAUUUUACUAUUACUGAGCGCGUUGCUAUUGCUGAUCGUUCUGUUGCCAUGUAUACCGUCACAGAUGGGGCCACACUUGCAGGAUGUUUUUGACAUUUUUAGUCGUUUGGCAGCGUUCAACAGCUCUAUUCCUGAAAAGAUGAAUGAAGAACAAUUGGUACAUAUGCAAGUUGGUUUGUACGCUCUAUUGCAGCGACUUUAUGGCAUGUAUCCAUGUAACUUUCUCGCUUACUUAAGAAGUUAUUACAAGAACAAGGAGGCGUCAAAUAUUUUCAAACACACCAUCAAACCAAUGCUGCAAACCGUGCAAAUGCAUCCAUUAUUAGUGACGAGUACAAAAGAUUACGAGCUUUCGACAGAACGCUGGAAAGAAAUGACCGCGCAUGAUGUCGUCGUCGAGUGCGAACAGUACUCGAUCGGGUUGAAAGAUCGUUUCGCUCAUGAUGCCUGCUGGGCUGGUGGUGGAUCUUCUUUUCGUUCACGUUCUGGAACUACAAACUCAGCUUCUCUUGAGUCUUAUAGUUUGUUGAAGAACAUGCAAUGUAAUGUUGAGAAUGAGACGUUCAGCCCUUCGCUGAUGUUGAACUAUAUUCAAACACCUCCUGCGAUGGGCAAUGAAACGCCAACGUCAGCCAUUCCAGUGGCGCAAUUUAUUCACCAACAUCAGGGAGCUGGACAGAGCUUAUUAGCAUCAUCAACGCAUCAAUCACAAGAGGGGACUUCACCUCCCGAAGCAGCAAUUGAAGCAACACCCGAAACCACGCCGAUAAAGGAUAUGCGGCUACUGAUGUCGACGCGCCAUCAGCAGCAGAGCAUGGCACAGGUGAAUGUUGCCCGUGCUCUGAACAAUUUCGGUCCACGCAAUCGGUCCGCGGGUGUUGGGUCACCGACAACGACGCCAACACAUUCACAGCCCUCUUCGCCGAUGCGCCUAGGCAAUAAGGAACCGCUGAGUGCAUUCAAUUUCGCGCCAGCGACGGCGUACACCACCGACCAUUUUCAUCAACUGCAUCGCUCCGCUUUCAAUCAACCGAUUAACAACAAACGCGACUCAUUAGCUAACCAAAAGUUGGCGAAGAUCAUGCAAGACCGUUCGCAAAUUAACGAUGGAACAUCAGCACCAAUCACGCAAAUACCACCACCAUCGCCGCUUCGUCUGAUCCCAUCUGAACCAAUUAGCACCCAAACGAAACGAACGGAAUCGCCGCUAAGUCAGGAAGACGAAGAAGUUCAAGCCAUUAUUGUGAAGAAGAAUCAAAGCACCAAACCACAUGCGCCGCUGCGACAAUGUGACAGCGUUCUACAGGAUCAUGAACAUAAUCCUGACUGUGAGCAAGGAUCCCCAUGCACAUCUGGUGGGUUACACAUGCCGAACUCCAGGCAAAUGACCGCUUUUAAGAAUAACAUGAAGCGGUUGAGGCAUCAUAGUCAGUGCGGACAAGAAGCGGACCCGAUUAAUGAUUCAACUGGAAGCAGUCCUGGCAGCAAGGAAAUAGUUAUAACAAAUGUGACGGUUCGCCGCGCCAAUUCCUGUCCCGACAUGAAAAAGAACACGUCAACCGCAACAGCCAAAGAUGGUGUCGCAAAAACGUUAGAAGAGAAGGACGAAGAGGCUCCUGAAAUAAAUGGCUUCGAGCAGCAGGACGCUAAGAAAAAGAUAUGCACCACCAAUGUCCUCACACAGACCGAACUGCCCUAUGAAUAUUUGUUUCUUAGCAUUUUUCCGGCGUACGAGUCGAAUGACAUUAAGCCAUCGCCGGCCCCAAGUCCAGCGCCAUUUUUUCAAGUUGAAAAGUUUAAUUAUGCGUCAACCUAUGACGUUCUUGAUAAAUAUAUCGACUGUGCGUUUCAGUAUCAAGCCGAUGGUAGAGAUACGGUGAAGUCACUGAAAGAGCAGUUACAGUUGGUGCAACAGCAGUUGAUGUUUGAAAGGGCACGGCGCGAAACGCACGCAACUAAAAAUCGCACACUCUUCACGGACGUAACUAAAAUUAAGGUACUGGAGGAACACAAUUCCGCGUUAACUGAUCUCGUCAAGCUGCUCGAGCAUGACAACUUCAACCUGAAGCAAAAGAUUGAUAAGGACAAUCAGGACAAGCAUUCUAGGAUACAAGUUCAGAUCGAUAAGGUAAAUUACUGGGAAAGUAAGUAUAAAUCGCUUACGAACGACUUCAUUGCUGCGAGCGAGCGCAUCGAAGACUUAAAAGAGCAGCUUAAUAUUGAAAGGAGCAAGCUGCACGACAUCAACACUAAAUGGCAGAAGUCCGAGUCUACUUUACUCAAUGCUGAAGCGGAAGCGAAGGUUUAUCGGGAACAGGUAUUAGCUGGCGAACGUGGUCGCGUUGAACUGGAACGUGUUAAUCGUGAACUACUGCUUGCUGGCGAAACGAUCAUCAAAUAUCGUGAGAGAUUCGCGGAGUUAUCGGCGAGAAAUGUUAGUGAUUUCGAACGCACUCAAUACACCGAGAUUUAUCAGCAUGAGCUGAAGUCUUUGCGUAAUCAACUGGAAUUGAAGGCGACUACUUUGGAGGCCUAUCGCGUGCGAAUCGCGGACCUGGAUGCCGCAAUGCAGCAACACGAGAAGCUCAUACGCGCCCAUAAGAAGCUGCUCAACGAUACGAAAGAAGAAUGCAACGAAAAAUUUAAAGCCAUCGAGAGUAAGUAUCAGUCGCAGUUGAGCAUUAAUCGGGCGCUCGAAGGGAAGAUUUUGGAGAUGUACCAGCAAGAAAUUACGAGUCGGCAAGGACUGCACUCGCCGGACACGAGUAGUUGCCAUGAAGUAAAUGCUUCGACGGAGCGCACUACUGGCCUGAGUCCACAUUCAUCUCCUUUGUCCGCCUCAUUAACUUCUUCUGAGGGAAGCAUGGCUUUCAUGCAUAGUGAUAUGAAGAACUUACAGGCAAUAGUAGACCAAAAAGAGCCGAACGCAAUGAAAUCAAGUGCAACCGAAAAUGAUCUGAGCAUGGAGGCGUGCUUGAACAGUUCGCCGGCGACCCAGAUGGCAUCGACCAGCAAACACACCGACUGAUUUUUCAAACUUCAACACAAUACAACAAACCCUAGGCGUAUAAGUCACUUUUUUAAUUAUAAGAUUUCAAUAAUGAUUCAAGAAUGAAAUCACUCAAAUUUCUGACAAUGACCGACGUGCCAAGCAACUAUGUUCAGUUUUCAUUCGGGGCUGUGUUUUCUCAAGGCACUAAUUGUUUUCUUUUUUGUUUGUUGAAAUUUUAUAUAAAAAUGCUUCAGAAAUGCGAUGUAAACUGAACAAAGCUGCGGUGGUCGGGCCAAAAUUCGCCGCUAUAUUUUACCAGGUUGUUCAUAUUAGAUAACACGAAUUUUCAUUCAUCUUUUAAGCGAAAAUCUAAAUAAUUUAAUGAAAUUUAGCUAUUUGGCUUCCAGACAUAGCUUUCUAUUAUAUAUGAAUUGGGCAUAAAUGGCGUAUAAGGAUCCUGAAAUCUCUUAUGGAGUCUGUUCCGGGCACUUAUACUGUGAUUAUGUUAAUAAUUGGUUCUGAAUUGCUGAAAAUUGGAUGGAAAAUAGUUUGGGAGAUGAUUACAUAUUGCGGAAAAAUUUCAUAAGUUAUAUUGUUAAAAUAUUGAAACUCAAUCCUUCAAAAUGUUGUCAACUGAUUCCCAAAAACGAAUGUUAUAUUAACAAUAGGGUUUUGUAUGAAAGGAAAUAUUUUACUCAAAGAGGUGUAUGUGUGUGGUCAGGAAAUAGGUUGACAAUCAUGUUGAGGGUUGACUUGUGAUGUUUUUUUGUAUGCAAAACCAAGUUAUGUCUGCAAGAAAUGAUGAAGUGAAGAACAUUGUUGUAAAGUUUUAAAUUAGGCUGAUUGUUAUGAUUGGUUAUCAACUUACUCAUCAUUUUCCUUGUGAAUGAAAUAAGUUUAUUAAUUAACUAACUACAAGGAAGUGAAACAGAAGAAAGGUAUAUUAUACAAAUUGAAACUA
Dalotia coriaria is the source of this 4639-nucleotide messenger RNA. RefSeq names its product tuberous sclerosis 1 protein hamartin (gene Tsc1). The transcript is spliced from 14 exons. Gene Ontology annotation, biological process: negative regulation of TOR signaling; regulation of cell cycle; negative regulation of cell population proliferation. The record is from RefSeq and is a predicted model, not a curated record. Gene Ontology annotation, cellular component: TSC1-TSC2 complex. Bases 325 to 3714 code for a protein of 1129 amino acids. Lineage: Eukaryota; Metazoa; Arthropoda; Insecta; Coleoptera; Staphylinidae.